AUGCUAGCAGUGCACCCUCGAGUCCCCUCCAGGCUGAGGAUGCUAGCAGUGCACCCUCGAGUCCCCUCCAGGCUGAGUCCCCACCAGGCUGAGGAUGCUGUAGACUGUGAUGAAGAGUGGAGCGGAGAUGGAGGGGCUGGGUUACCUAGCGACGGGUUGGAGGCGGAGUCCAUGAGUCCCAGACAAUCCAACAACGCUGCAGACUGCAACGUAGAGGACAAGGAUUGGUUACCUAGCAACAGACUGGAGGCGGAGUUUACUCCAGAAAGGCACACACUAGAGCAAAGAGUGAGAGGCGACACGUCUCUCCCGCCCCCCUCCACUCUCCUGAAGACCCUGUGUCGUGCCUCUCCCGGUACCCCCUUAAUUUGGGGUCUGAAGAGUGUGUCUGUGCAGCUGGUGGACUGCAGGAAAACACACAAGAAAACCCACUCCUGUCCUCAAGGCGGGAAGAGUCUUGCCACAAAAGACAUUCUGGAGCGACAUCUGCUAACUCACACUGGAGAGAAACAGAAGAAUAUAUGCGCUGAAUGUGGAAAAGUAUUCAGUACAUUUUCCAGCCUUACCAGACAUCUGAAAACUCACACUGGAGAGAAAUGUCAUGUUUCUGAAACCACAUGCUCUGAAUGCGGAAAGACAUUCAGUACACAUUCCAGUCUUAGGAGACAUCUGCUAACUCACACUGGAGAGAAACCGUACGUUUGUCCUCGUGGGAAGAAUUUAAAUGAUCCAGGCAACUUAAAGAAACACAUCUUUAGAACUCACUCAGGAGAACAUUUUGAAGAGGAACCUUCCGAAAACUAUGUUGGUUCCUCAGAACAUGAUGGGCCCGUGAAGAAACAAGUCCUUCAUCCAUGUGCUCACUGUGGUAAGAAGUUGUCAACCAAAACAAGACUAACGAUUCACCUGAAGACCCACACUGGAGAGAAACCUCACGUCUGCCCCGACUGCGGGAAGAGCUUUGCUUUCCGUCCCUCCUUGACCAAACAUCAGAAACUUUGUCAUUCAGAGCACGGAGGAGUGAAACGGCACGAAUGUUCAGUCUGUGGGAAAAUCUUUAAUCAACCAGGAGCCUUGAGGUCCCAUCAAAGAACCCACACGGGAGAGAAACCCCACCUCUGCUCCGACUGUGGGAAGAGUUUCUGUUUUCGUUCGUCUCUGAGAAGACAUCAGGUACUCCACGCAGGAGACAGUGCGAAGCCCCACGUGUGCUCUGUCUGUGGGAAAGGCUUCAGAGAUUCUGGAUACUUAAAAAAACAUCAAUCUAUCCAUUCCGGAGAGAAACCUCACCUCUGUUCUGAUUGUGGAAAAACUUUCACGUCCUUCCUUAGCUUAACAAAUCAUUCCAAAUCACAUCGUCUAGAUGGAAACCAAUUCCAAUGCCCUGAAUGUAAGCGCCAUUUCCCAACAAAGGAAAGGCUGACAAGCCACCGGAGGACGCACACCGGGGAGAAACCGUUCUGCUGCUCCCAAUGCCACAAGCGCUUCUCUCAUUCAAAUAGUUAUCAAAGGCACCUUCGCAUGCACUCUGGUGAAAAACCCUUUGUGUGUCCUCUCUGUGGGAAGCGAUUUAAUGACUCUUCAAACCUUAGAACACAUGUUAGAAGACAUAAAGGAGAAAAGGUAGGAAAGACACAGGUCUCUGAGCCAUGCCCUCACUGUGGGAAGAGGCUGGCUUCUAAGGCAGGGUUAGAGACUCACCUGCGGAUCCACACUGGAGAGAAACCUCACCUUUGUGCCAUCUGCGGCAAGCGAUUUACCUUCCUCUCCGCCUUGAGAAGACAUCAGAAAACGCAGCACAGAGAGCAAGUAGCGAAACCGCACGUCUGUUCUGUCUGUGGGAAAGGCUUUGUGGAGUCUGGAGCGCUGAAGAAACAUGUGGUGACCCACGAGGAGAAACAGCACCUUUGCUCCGAUUGCGGGAAGAGUUUUAGGGUGCUUCAGGCCUUGUCGAUUCAUCAGAGAACCAAGCAUCAGAAAACAAAUCAGCAAGUAAGAGAAAACAAUUCAUACCUCUGUCUUACUUGCGGCCAGGAAUUCAAUUCGAAGCAUAGAUUGGUAAUCCACGAGAGAAAGCACACAGGAGAGAAACCUUACCAAUGCUCUCUGUGUGGCAGGUGCUUCGCUGAUAAGACUAACAUGAGACGUCACCAGACAGUGCACACAGGAGAGAAACCAUUCCAAUGCUCGGUCUGUGACAUGAAGUUCUCUCAAGUCGCCUCUUUAAUACGGCACCGGCUAAUACACUCGGGUCACAAACCGCACCACUGCACUUACUGUGACAAGAGUUUCUCUCAGUCGAACACGCUGAAAACGCACAUACUAACCCACACCGGAGAGAAACCGUACCAGUGCCCCGACUGUGGGAAGGGUUUCACUGAAAAGAAAGCCAUUAAGAAACACCAACACGACACACACGGGACAGGAGCACACAGCAACACACUGCUUUCUCAUAGAGAUUGAGUCAAGACCAGAGCCCUCGGGCAAAGCCCUACCGAUGUCCUGACUGAAGAAAAUGUUUCUCGGAGAAAAGAGCUCUUGUGAAAACCCAGAAGGCACACCGGAGCGACAGCGCCCCUUAUUGUUUCAUUUUGAUCUGAAGGUUUGAGAAUGUUUUAAAAUAAACAUGUGCUUUUU
Messenger RNA from Oncorhynchus gorbuscha (pink salmon), 2637 nucleotides. RefSeq names its product oocyte zinc finger protein XlCOF6-like. The record is from RefSeq and is a predicted model, not a curated record. The transcript is spliced from 2 exons. Lineage: Eukaryota; Metazoa; Chordata; Actinopteri; Salmoniformes; Salmonidae. Gene Ontology annotation, biological process: negative regulation of transcription by RNA polymerase II; regulation of immune system process; regulation of cytokine production. Bases 1 to 2463 code for a protein of 820 amino acids.